Penicillium verhagenii is the source of this 2160-nucleotide messenger RNA. Its product is annotated as Het-C domain-containing protein. Bases 1 to 2160 code for a protein of 719 amino acids. The record is from RefSeq and is a predicted model, not a curated record. Lineage: Eukaryota; Fungi; Ascomycota; Eurotiomycetes; Eurotiales; Aspergillaceae. The transcript is spliced from 4 exons.
AUGCCCCUCCUUCAUAUGGGCAUACCCGCCCUGCUCGUGUGCCUGCUGGUGCUGCUCCCCCAGGUCCACGCUUUCGGUGCUGGCAACAUCGCUUCGAUUUCCGCCGUCGAGGGAAAAAAUUGGCGCCAUGGAGACAUCGAGGAUGUACUCAAAACGAUCGCAUGUAUCGCGGGGCACAAAUGGACCUCUACCAUGAUCAAGCGCGUGUAUUUUGGAAACUGGUUACGCGAUUAUUCGCAGGCCAUGGAUGUUGGGACCCUGAAAAAUCUCCAGGCCGAAACAAUCCGUAUCCUGGUGUGGGUCCUUUCGUUUUUGAGCUUCGGCUACGCGACAGGUGAAUUUGAGGUCACGUCGGAACGUCUGGGUGUUUACCGCCCGGAGGAACAUAUUGAUAAUCCAAAGGAUUAUGCCGAUAAUGAAGAUGCACGUCAAUAUGAUGAGCGCCUGCGAGGGCCAGUACGUCAGGUGGAACUGGAUAUCGAUAUGGACACUGGCAUGAAAAACUAUAUCGCAAAUGAGCGAGGCGACUGGGCAACCAGUGCCGCCUAUGUCAAGUACAGCUUGCGUCGCAGCAUCCACUAUGGUCGCACGUACACCCAUGGCGGAGAGCGCAAGAACAAUGAGGACGACUUAUGUGAGGCGUUGCGGUGUCUUGGACAGAGUCUUCACACCCUUGAAGAUUUUGCGGCGCACACAAACUACUGUGAGCUAGCUCUGCGAGAGAUGGGCUUCCACAAUGUCUUUACACACACUGGAACGGCGACACAGGUCAAUGUCCGCGGGCAUCAGAUCUUCCCGUUGGUGACUGGUACAUUUGGUAUGGUGGACUUCUUCCACUCCGUUUUGGGCGAGGCGACUGAUCAUUUCACCCAAUCGGAGGUCAACGAGAUGGACGUUGCCCUUGGCGAUGCGGAGAACAGUGCCCAUUCUAAUAAUUCACUCAAUGCCCUUACCGGAUUGUUGGGCAAGGUUCCUGGAACCAGAGAUCUGGUCCACGAAGCCGAGCAUUUGAGACAGCUUUCAGAUGCGCAGGAGGUGACCAACCGCUCCCGAGGCUCACACAUGGGCUAUGCUCAAACGGGCGAUUUUCGCGGGGUGGAUGAGCAAUCUCGCGCAAGCGGCGCAUCGCCGGGACCUGGUCUCCACGGUAUGCCUGAUUUCAAUGCCCAGGAAACAGUGAAAAAGAUUUAUCCCAUCCUCGCUUUCCGAGACAAGGUGGUACGGAAGUUGAACUCGAUCAUUGAAAAGGUCCCAGGCCUGGAAGCGAUCAUCGAAAAGAUAUCUGAAACAUUGACCGUGUUCAUAAUGUCUUUGCUCGCACCAUUCGUGCGACCUCUCAUCAACGCCGCCUCCAAAUCUCUGCAGACGGGUUCCUCAGGUGUUGUCGAAGCAUCUGGCAAACACCAAUUUGAGCCAUGGACCGAUCCCCACUGCACUGAUCCCACUCACUCUCUUCUUUCCAAGGAUCACUUUGCCAACAUCCUGAACGAGCCGGCUGGUCAGGUCGCCUCCGCCAUUGUGAAGUACGUUGGGCCUCGCGUCCUCUAUGCCUGGCAGCAUAUCAACGUUGCAGAAGAUGAAGUUGUGGAAGAUUGCAUGCGUAUCUUCCACCACCCGGUAUUCCGUGAUAUGAAUAACGAAGCUCACCGCACAAUGUUCGAGGCCGUGCAGACCUGGGUUCAUUCUCUUCCCGAUCGGGGUGCCAACCUGAAUGACGUUCUCAGCUCCGAGGGGGUCAGAGCAGGCCGUAACACCGGAGGGGUUCCGCACACUCACGGCGGCGGUGGUGGUGGAUUCGCUGCGCUUGGCUCUCAUGGUCAUGGUCACGGUCAAGCACAAAGUCAUUCUUCCGGUGGAUUUGGUGGAAUAUCGUCGUUUUUCUCUCAGCAGCAUUCCUCGCAACAGCAUUCGAGUUCGCAGCAGUCCCAUGGUUCAUCGGGUUUGCCUUGGGACAAGCUCUCUCAUUUGCCUAUCCCUGGUAUGUCCAAUUUGAAUAAGCUGGAGAGCACCAUUUCCAAUUUUCUUCCUGGCGGUCUCUCGCAUGGCUCGAGGGGCUUGGAUGAGAAUGAGGCUGAAAAUGGGGCUGCCUCGCAUCAAGGACAGCAGCAGUAUGGCCAGAGCUCUAACGGUCAGUCAGAAUACCAUGGCAGGUAUCAAUAG